Messenger RNA from Clupea harengus (Atlantic herring), 1507 nucleotides. RefSeq names its product vesicle-associated membrane protein 5 (gene vamp5). The record is from RefSeq and is a predicted model, not a curated record. Gene Ontology annotation, cellular component: plasma membrane. Gene Ontology annotation, biological process: Golgi to plasma membrane protein transport. NCBI's taxonomy places the organism in Eukaryota, Metazoa, Chordata, Actinopteri, Clupeiformes, Clupeidae.
CGUCUGCCCACUGCUAUUCCGAGAUAAGGGGGCUGGUGUGUCCGUCCAGAGGGGUGUUCCAAGUUCAGAGAGGGUGGCCACAGUCAGAGCUUACGGUGAACAUCGGGAAACGAAAGCCCGCUUUUACUUAUUAACUUGAAUCUACAACAUCCGUGUAGUUGUAUUCUACCAAAACAGAAGCUGAAGCAGCAUCGAAGAACAAGAACGACCACGACACAACGCUUUGAAGUUGAUCUUUCAGAUGCAGUGGUUUCGGAUAUAGUUCCUAAAAUAACGGACACGGGGACGUCAGAAAGACAUGGAGAAUGGGAAGAACCGCCUGCAGCAGGCCCAGGAUGAUGUGGACGAGGUGAAGGUCAUCAUGCUGGAUAACCUCAACAAGGCAGAGGAACGCUCAGGCAAGCUGGGGGAGCUGGAGAACAGAGCAGACCUACUCCUCCAGCAGAGCAAGGGUUUUGCCAAGACUGCAGUGAAGGUGAAGAGGAAGAAGCAGUGGGAAAACAACAAAAUGAAAAUCUUGAUUGCUGGCAUUGCAUCCGGUGUCAUUGUGGUCAUUAUUCUGGUGGCAGUUCUGACCAAUAUUGACUUCAGCUCGUCAGGAAGUAAUGAACCUGAAAAAACCUCCACUGCAGGGCCCUGACAAGGAUGCAAGACUGGCAGGGAAAUUAGAAGACAAUGGGGAUGUGAAGGAAGACCGGAAGAUGUAUCAGGGAUUCCCUCCAAAGGAAAAGAGAUUGAUUAGGGGGAUACAGUCAAGCCUGUAGUCAACAAGAGGUGAAGGCGAUUACAAAGGUUGCUUUUAUAAGAAUGGAGCAGAAAGGACUGAAGCUUAACUUCAUAUGCUUUUGAAGCAGUGUUAUUUUUCAGAGAAAUGUCAGUUUGUCACGCUGAGGUCUUUGCCUACUGGACAAAUAUAUGUUUAAAAGGUACCUGGAUCUGCUGCUUUUCAAGCCAUUCUUCAGAGGUAACGUCUGUUGCAGUGUGCAGGCUUUUGUAUGAGGUUUACAUGUGUGGUCUGCUGCAGUUCAUCUGGCAAACAUUUACUCCCAAGUGAGUUUACAAUUCUUCAUGCUACAUAUUAUCAAUUGUAACCAUGUCAGUCCGAAAUUUUUAAUAUUAUAGUAUUACAAUUUUCCAUAGCAGGACAUUUUCAGUUUAACUUAUACCUAUGUGAAAAGAAAGUAUUAAGAAAGAUACUGAAAAAUGUAUAUCUUUUUGUGAUGAAGAGCAUGCUUUUGUGUCAUGUUGAAUAUGUUUGCUCAGUCCAUGGGCUUGUAUAGUUAUUCAACAGUAUUAAAGAAGUGCCUUUCAUCUGGAGGAAGAAAUUAGAUUUGGUUUUGUGAGUAUGAUUGUAGUAGACUACUGUUAUAACCUGGGGGAAAUAGACACCCUUGCUGCUGUCAAGAUAUUUCAGCUGUUUUAAUCUUUGUAUGUUUGUCAUUUAUUCUGACUGUUAAAUAUUGUAAUUUGUAUUGUGCCUUCAACAUAAAUGUUAGACUUCAAUUUU